Perca flavescens (yellow perch) is the source of this 4979-nucleotide messenger RNA. RefSeq names its product spalt-like transcription factor 4 (gene sall4). Gene Ontology annotation, molecular function: RNA polymerase II cis-regulatory region sequence-specific DNA binding; DNA-binding transcription factor activity, RNA polymerase II-specific. Bases 105 to 3371 code for a protein of 1088 amino acids. The transcript has 4 exons. The record is from RefSeq and is a predicted model, not a curated record. Gene Ontology annotation, cellular component: nucleus. Gene Ontology annotation, biological process: regulation of transcription by RNA polymerase II. NCBI's taxonomy places the organism in Eukaryota, Metazoa, Chordata, Actinopteri, Perciformes, Percidae.
CAUGCGCAUUUCUACUUGAGGGGGGGCUAAUUUUCCAAGCCGAAGAAGUUGUCGAAGAAGCAGAGGGAAAUUGUUGGCAACUCUUUGCCCCUGAUGGUUGCACCAUGUCGAGGCGCAAGCAAGCCAAACCGCAGCACAUCAACUCCGACGAGCCCGGUGCGUUGCAAAACGGGAUUCUUCAAGACGAUCAAGCCGAGGAGACUGGAAAUGAUGUCAAGAGGCUCAGAAUGGACGAGACCAAGGUCUGCAGCAAGUGUUGUGCCGAGUUCUUUGACGAAGCCGAAUUUCUCGAGCAUGAGAAAAAGUGCACUAAAAGUCAGCAAGUGGUCAUCAUGAAAGAUAGAGAUGGCAAUGCAGUGCCUGAGGAAUAUUCACAGGGCUCUCCUGACGGCCUUAUGAGUGACCAGGAUGAUAGCCAGUCCAGCAGUCAUUCGCUAUCAAAUGGCAAUACUGAUAACCUGGAAAGAACCGAGGAAGGGUCCAGCAUGAAUGCAGAGGACUCGGGACAGCAGGAACCGACGGAGAUGCCUGCGAGCCCUGAGAUGACAUUCCAUCCCUCACAGAAAAUGCAAGAUUCAAAUGUCACUCUUGAAACCAUCGCAGACACUAAAGUGGCCGUCUCCCAAAAUUAUUCAAACAAUAAGUCUCUGACCUCAUCGCAGGAAGCGAUACAGACCAUCCCGAUGAUCUUGGAACAGCUGGUGUGCCUCCAGCAACAGCAGCUACAGCAAAUCCAGCUCACAGAGCAGAUACGAAUCCAAGUAGCCAUGAUGACUCCACAAGGUUUCCAGUCGUCAGUAGGGGCAGUAAUGGACCCUCUGAAAGCCCUCGGUGCACAUCUCUCCCAACAGCUGUCUGCUGCAGCAGCUCUGAUAGGAAGGAGGACCGGCAGUCAGAGCCUUUCUAUGGAGACAAUGAAGCAAGGCAAACUACCUCUGCCCACGAGCAUCCCGACCUCUCUGCCUGGAGGACUGGGAUCUAUGGCCUCUAAAACAGACAUUUUCAAGGGUAUUCCAGAUCUGGCUAGCCGUUUACCAGCACAGCUGCCCCAGUCAUCAGGUGUCAUGGGUUUCACGAGCACCUUCAACGGCGUCCAAGCAGGGAUUGAGUCCUCCAAGAAAGUCAAGGCGAAGAUGCCAAACCCCCCACCAGAAAUAAAGAACGGCGAAUCGUUGUACAAGCACAAGUGCAAGUACUGCGGAAAGAGCUUUGGCAAUGACAGUGCUCUCCAGAUUCACUUGCGCUCUCACACCGGCGAGAGGCCCUUCAAGUGUAACAUUUGCGGGAACCGCUUUACAACCAAAGGAAACCUCAAAGUGCAUUUCCAGAGGCACAGGGACAAGUAUCCUUACAUCGGCAUGAACCCGCAUCCUGUGCCAGAGCACCUCGACAACAUCCCCACCAGCAGUGGCAUUCCCUUUGGCAUGUCCGUGCCCAUGGACGAGUCCAACAUGACCGACGCCGCGCCUAUGCCCGGUCCUCCUGCUGUUAGCUUCCACCCGUCGCCCUCGCCAGGAUUCAAGACAUUUGACAGCUUUGCAGGGGACCAGUUUCCCCAUAGACCCUCGCCGUCGACAAGUGAUGGCUCCCCAUCGGUUUCCUCUAAUGCGUUUGGCCAAGAGACCGGAGCAGAGCCCAAUCAGAAGGAUACUAAAGAACUGCUUGGAGCGCUGCAUCAUAUGAAUGGUAAUUCCCUCCUAGGAGAACAAAGCUCUGGAACCGCGAAACUUCAGCAGAUGGUGGACGGCCUGGAAAAGAGGACCAGUGACCCAAACGAGUGCGUUAUCUGCCACAGGGUGCUCAGCUGCCAGAGCUCGCUCAAAAUGCAUUACCGCACGCACACCGGCGAGAGGCCCUACAAGUGCAAAAUCUGUGGUCGCGCCUUCUCCACCAAGGGUAACCUCAAGGCCCAUUACGGAGUGCACAGGGCUAACACUCCCCUUAAAAUGCAGCACUCGUGUCCCAUCUGCCAGAAGAAGUUCACCAACGCCGUGGUUCUGCAGCAGCACAUUCGCAUGCACAUGGGUGGGCAGAUUCCCAACACGCCGAUGCCAGAAGGCCAGUUUGACGCAGCAGAAGCGAUGGAGUCCUCCCUGUCAGAGGAGAAGUCUAUGGAUAUCAAUGGUUUUGAGGCGAGCAUGGAGGAUCACGAGCCGGAGCCAAACUCCCAGAAGCCCGACGACCCUUCCGAUUUCCUCCCGCCCGCCUCCGAGGACCAACCGCCGAAGCACGCUGCCCCCGCCGUGUUUUCCAGUCUCGACGUUUUGAAGAAUCUCACCUCUGCUCUUGCACUGAAACGACAGAGUAGCACCGCUUCGGAAAGUGAGGCGACGUCCAAAGAAUCGGCUCCCAGAGAGCAGGAAUACCAGAAUGGCCGCAGCCCGGCAGUUUCGGACUCGGCCGUGUCGUUUCACUCCUCUUCCCCGCUAAACAACAACCACAACAUGAGUAGUAGCAAGUCUCCAGAGUCCGCUGCGAAUGAAUUCGCCCACCGUGUGCCUCAGCCAGAGUGCGACGGCGCCGCCCAAGGUGGCACGGAGUCGAGCGGAGCCCUCGACCUCACAGCUUCCAGCAGCUUCAUUCCCAAAGCGAUCAAAGAAGAGCCCGGCAUGCCAGAAUAUGUUCCUGGUAACAUGUCUUUCAUGAGGAUACCAUCGAGUCUGGCAAGCCUGGAGAUGAAGCUACCUCCAGAGAAUCCUUUGGGCGCCCACGGUUUGUUCAGCUCCCAUAUGCCUCAGGGAACAGCCAUGACCUCGUCCAUCUCCUCCGCACCGCGACGAUCAACCAAACAGCACGUGUGUUACACGUGUGGCAAGAACUUCUCAUCUGCCAGCGCCUUGCAGAUCCACGAGCGCACUCACACCGGGGAGAAGCCAUUUGGCUGCAACAUCUGCGGCCGGGCUUUCACCACCAAAGGCAAUCUAAAGGUGCACAUCGGCACUCACAUGUGGAACAACACGUCCCGGCGCGGCCAGCGUCUGUCUCUGGAUAAUCCCAUGGCUCUGAUGGCCAUGGGCCCCGAGGCGAAGAUGUUGCCAGAAUAUUUGCAGGCCCCCAAAGAAGUGGGCGUUCCCCCGAUGAACUUUGACCAGUCUGUAUGGAACCAGUACGCUGCCGCCUUCAGCGGGGGCCUGACCAUGAAGACCAAUGAAAUUUCUGUCAUCCAGGGCGGUGGCAUCCCACUCCCCGGGAGCCCUGCCGGCGGGCCUCUGAUUGGCUCCACCGGAGGCCUGGUGAAGAUGGACGGCUCCCACGCCGGUUUGCCCGCCGCCAUGGCCGAAAUGGAAAAGAACGGCUCCGACAGCGUACCAAAAGCUCAGUUCCCGCAUUUCAUGGAAGAGGGUAAAAUUGCAGUUAACUCUGCUUUUUAGCCUUCAGUCAAUUCACCACCUGAACUCCAGUUUUUGAAUGUCUCCCUUUUUUUUUUUUUUUUUUUUGAACGAGGUACAAUCAAUAUUCCGAAAAAAAAAACCACCUUGUUGAAUCUGCUUAGGUUGGUUGACUUUUCCAGUUACUUCAUUGCAGCUCUCUCCCCCUCCCCAGAUCUGAAAGAUUCUCAAGUGUUAUUUUUUUUUUUAGUUGAACUUGAUAUAACUACUGUAGUUUUUAUUUCAUAUAAAUAUAUAUAUAUAUGCGGGUAUUUUUUUUGUGACUUGUUUUGCUGUCUAUCCAGAAGUUUGAAUGUAUACCUUACUUGAAAACCGCUUUAACUCGGACUGUCUCCUUGAUACUUUUUUGAAGGAUCGUGAACUUUACUAAGAAGUUUCGGGGCAUGACUUUUUAAGGACACCGUGUCUCAGUGUUCAGAAAUGAUGGUGUAGUUAACUGCAUGUAUCUAGAAUGACUACUUUCCCUCUCGCGUGUGUGUGUGUGUGUGUGCCAUAGGUUUUAUGACCUUGUACAUUUUUUGUAGUGGUAAAUGUCAAUAGCAUAUCUCAUUUUGAAGGGGUCUUUGAUCAGACUGGCAGAUUAUUCCAGUGUCUUGUCCGUUACGUCAUAGCACAACAGUCCAGUCGUUGGUUUCGGAUAAUGUAGUUUACAGAACGGGCUUUUUAUCGCGGUUGCAUCGGUGCUAAGGUACAGUAGGUAAAUGAUUUGAAACCAUUUUGCCAAGUGCCUGACCUGAAUUGUACAAUGUUGCUGUUGUCUUUCGCUGCACCAUAAGGUUGUUACGAAGGCUCUGUUAGACUGAUAAAUUAGUGUGUUGUAGCAUAUUAUUUCAUAUUUUUCAUCAGUUUACAAAAAAAUCAAUUUUCCUCCCCCCAACAUAUUCCACUUGUCAAUCUGCAUUGUCAAAUUUAGUUGGCUGAGCUCUGAAAGCUAUGCUAUGCUUAAUGUUCUCAUGCCUGCACUUUAUUUCAGGUUUUAGUUACAUUUACAUUUUUAUUUUUUUUUAUAGUAAUAUUUCACUGCUUUUAUUGUGAUGGCUGAACGGGGGAAAGGGCACAUCAACAAUUUUGUAACUUUUUCGUUCCUGUCAGAUUUUAUGUGACGCAACCAUUUAGAGUAAUUGUCAGACUUUUCUUGGUUAUCGUAUCGACUUGUAGCAUGAUUAAUUUAUUUAUAAUUCACCAAAUGCUUGAGGUUAGGGGGUAAGUUCUACCUCGUUUUAGAUUUUAGUUGUCCUUCACUCCCCCUCUACUUUCAACACAAUGUUCUGUACAUUUUCCGAUUACAUUCUUUGAGCAUACGAUAAAAGAUUUUCUUUCUCAACCUGCUGAGUUGAACAGUAAUGACUGUAUCACUGGACACUUUACGCAACUCCGAAUGGUCCGCGUACUUUGUAGGCCCCUGCUGUACAUUCCUUAUCGAUAUGCAUUUGCCAAGUUGUGCCUUUAUUUAGCAAACCAUGUAAAACUGCUUUCAAGUUCACUACAAUUCAAGUGAUGUUGAGCCGAUUUGGCCUGUUUACAAUGUAAAUGUUUUGUUUUUCAAAAUGUUUCCUACACCUAAAUAUUUUCUGAUUUUUGAAAAAUAAA